Gambusia affinis (western mosquitofish) is the source of this 1166-nucleotide messenger RNA. RefSeq names its product proteasome 20S subunit beta 1 (gene psmb1). The transcript has 6 exons. Bases 158 to 871 code for a protein of 237 amino acids. Gene Ontology annotation, cellular component: proteasome core complex. The record is from RefSeq and is a predicted model, not a curated record. NCBI's taxonomy places the organism in Eukaryota, Metazoa, Chordata, Actinopteri, Cyprinodontiformes, Poeciliidae.
GCAUGUUGUACUUCAAUCACCCUGCAGGGGCGCUGGUCAGCGUGAGCCUCACCAGACGGGCGGUUGGUGAGUGCAGAGGAAGAGGCUUCCAUACUGCAGUGAUACAGCGAGUUUAGCCGAGGGAAGCUGAGUUUUCCCACCUUGCUUUGUUUCCGAAAUGCUUUCAGCUCAAGGUUUUGGAGGCCCUGGGAAGAUGAAGGAGUAUCAUUAUGCCGGCGCUGUAGAGAACAGAUUUUCACCUUACGCUUUCAACGGAGGAACCGUACUAGCUGUUGCUGGAGAAGAUUUUGCCAUCGUAGCGUCAGACACCAGGCUUAGUGAAGGCUACUCCAUCCACAGCCGCGACUCCCCGAAAUGCUACAAACUGACAGACACAACUGUCAUUGGCUGCAGUGGUUUCCAUGGCGACUGUCUGACGCUGACAAAAAUCAUUGACGCCAGGCUAAAGAUGUACAAACACUCAAACAACAAAACUAUGACCAGUGGAGCCAUCGCAGCCAUGUUGUCCACCAUCUUGUACAGCCGGAGGUUCUUCCCUUACUACGUCUACAACAUCAUUGGGGGUCUGGAUGAAGAAGGCAAAGGAGCGGUGUACAGCUUCGACCCGGUCGGCUCCUACCAGAGAGACACCUACAAGGCCGGAGGGUCCGCCAGCGCCAUGCUGCAGCCGUUGCUAGACAACCAGAUUGGGUUCAAGAACAUGGAGGGUGUGCAGCACCUCCCCUUGACUCAGGAAAAAGCUGUGCAGCUGGUCAAAGACGUCUUCAUCUCGGCCGCAGAGAGAGACGUCUACACCGGAGACGCCCUUCGCGUCUGCGUCAUCACGAAGGACGGCAUCAACGAGCAGACGAUACCGCUGAGGAAGGACUAGAAGACACGGUGUUUCUGUCUGCCUUCAGUUUCCUCCGUCUUCAGCAUUUUACAUAAAUUGAUCCGCGGGUUGAUAAAGUUGCCAUGUAGGUUUGGCUCCAAAUUGGAGGGAGGAUUUCUGUCAAUUCUUUGGUUCCAAAUAUUCUGCUUAUUUAGUCGCCGGCCUUCUUUUGGAUCAGCAUUCCUGUUUUCCCCGCCUGGCCUAGACUCCUCCUCUGGGUUAUUUCUUAUGUUUUGGAAGGAAACAUGCUCAGCUGUCCUUUUUACAUUCUUAAUAAAUAUAAACAGUUCAGGAA